AUGGCGGAUCUGCAGGAGCUGUUUGCUCGUCUUCACAACGGGCAAGGCGCUGCUGGCAACCACCCACAACAACAACAACAAGCACAACACGGCCACCACCAGCCCUCUGUAUCCUCCCCUCUGUUCUCCCCCUCCAUCGGCGGACCCCAACCGCACCACCAUUCGGCCGUCAUGUCGCCCAACAUGUCGACUGCCAACACGCCCGCGCCCGAACAGUCGCAGCAGACACCGCAGCAGCAGUCGGCCCAGCUUCUGAACCUGCUCCGCUUCAACGCGCAGCCAGGCGGAGGUCCGGCCAGGACUGCCUCGCAGCACACACACACGCAGGCCUCCGAGGGCAGCCUUGCCCGCAGUCGCACCGUCUCAGCCUCGAACCUGAUGGCCAGCCUCAUGGGCAACAGGACACCCUCGCAUGCGAGCUCAGUUGCUGCCCCACCCGCGCCUGCGCCUGCUCCUGCGCCUGCACCUGCUCCCCCAGCGUCGGAGAAUCCUCAGGAUCUGCUCCUUCGUCUGUUGAACCACCCGAAGCCCGCUCAGUCGGACGGUCGCUCGUCGCGAGCUUCUGCCGCUACCUUUUCGCCGCCUGCCAUCUCCACCGAGCCAGAAACGGCCGUGGAUGCUGUGCCAGAUCCGGCUGCCGCCGAGUCGGAGCAGGAGCAGGAGUCAUCCGACCCCGCUACUGCAGCAGCGCCUUCUGCGUCACCCUCCGCGUCGCCCAUGAGGCUGUUCGGCUCUGAUGACACGGGCGCCUCGUCGCGUUUCCAGCCAGAGGCGGCCACUCUCCCUGUAAAGUUCACCUACGUGAACCCCUUCGAUCAGCUUGCUGCUGCUAGCCCUCGCAACCGCACGCCUGUCCCCGAAGCAACCAAGGCCCCGCCGCCGAAGAUGGAGAUCCUCAAGAAGCAGCCGGCACCGACUCCACACGAAACUGUGGCCGAGGCCGUGAGCGACUUGGGCGAGCAGGUUGGCCAUCAGAUCGAAGAAGCGCUUGCGGAGGCUGAGAGCAAGUCCAUUGCACACCUCGCUAAGGAGAUUGACAACUUGUCCUCCGAAGACAUCGAAGUGGAAGAUAUCGCAGUCGACAUCGUUGCCAAGGUCAAGAUAGAAGCUGAAGAGGAUGACACUAACCUUGGAGCAAUCUCGACCAUUCCACUUACUGCCGCUACCUUGAAAGAGGUCGCUGCUGAAAUCGCUCAAGGCGACGUGGCCGAGAACUGGGAGACCGCCGAAGCUGAAGAGAGCCUUGCGCAGGGCGAAGACCAGACGGUAAUAGUCUACAGGUUCCCCAUGCGCGCCUUCGCUUCUAUCCAGGUCAAUGUCAUGCCACCUCGACCUCUAUACUUCAGGCCUGAGCUGUUCAUGGACAUUGCCAGGCUGAAGAAGGAGUUUGACCAGAUCGAUCGCUCUCUGGUUGCGGCCAGUAAGAGCUUCAUUGUUUACGCGCUUGUCAAGAAGGGUGGAUUCCGCAUCAUCCGCCAGGAGAAUGGCCAAUAUCGACAGGUCUUUGAAAACCUCCAGGAACGCAUCUUCAACAUUGCCCUGUGCACAACAGGCGAUGACACACAGCAGUCUCUUGAGAGCAUUCUCGGCAUUGGUGUCAACGGCACGGUCUUCUGGACAUCUCUCGAGCCCUCGCGCGAGGAUCAGUUCGGCGAGCAUCUCGAUACUCAAGGCCUCAUGCUACCCCCUUCGCCAUCGCAAGAUGAUAACACAUCCGGCGGCCAGUUGAAGACGCGCGCUAAGCCCUCUUCACGUCACCCCGAGUUCUUUGCUGUCGGCCGGGGCAAGUCGAUUCACAUCGUCUUUCCACGUGUCGCUGCAGAGUAUGCUCGCCAGAAGACCCGCAUCUGCCACACAGAGAGGUACCUCAAGGAGCGCUCCCUCAAGAUCCUCACCGGUAAGGCUGGAAAGGACUUUACCUUCAGUGAGGACGACACCGUCAUCGUGUCUUUGGACAAGGCUGGUCGCAUGCGCUUCUGGGAUAUUCGUACUCUAACAGAACCCGAGCUUGGCAACCCCCGCGCCCCGGCUCGUCAAGUCGAAGUAUCUGAGACGCUGAUCGAGUUCAACACAACCUCCCCGACCGCCAAGUCGUGGCCUACUUCGGUCUUCUUCUUUGACAAGGACAAGCCGUAUACUAAGGGUAUUGCGCUGCGAUAUGUCAUGGUUGGCAUGAAGCAGAACCACUCUUUCCAACUUUGGGACUUGGGUCUCUGCAAGGCUGUCCAGGAGAUCAACCUCCCGCACGAGAAUGAGUCGGACGCUAUUUGCAGCGUUUCCUUCCAUCCAAAGACUGGCAUCAUGGCUGUCGCCCACCCCACGAGGAACUCGAUCUUCUUCGUUCAUGUUUCUUGUCCGAGGUACAACCUGCCCGUUCUGAGCCAGGCUCAAUUUAUCUCGCGCCUUGCGAGCAAGAACGAGAAAGGACACCAGGCGCUUCCUCCGGUCAACGCUACGGCUAUCAUGACGAGCAUCACGGAAUACUCUUUCGCAUCAAAGGGUCAGAUCAGGAGUCUGCACAUGCUCAACGAACCUGCACCCGCCGGUUCAGCAGAUCUCGAUGAUCCAGAGAACGCUGCCCUGUUCGAGCUUUACGCCAUGCACUCCAAGGGCGUUUGCGUGCUCCGAAUUCGACGAAGCGACCUUGGCUGGAAGAAGGAGGGUGAGCCUAUCCAUCCGAAGGACGCCGAGCAAGAGGGCGUUAUUACCAUCACACAAUUGAAACCGCCGCCUGCCCCCGCAGGCACAGAUGAGGCCUCGAAUGCCGGCGACGCGCCUGCACCACCCAAGUCCGUAUCUGACAGGUCUGUCCGUGACAUCUUGAAGAAGGACAGCAGUGUUGUGUCCAAGCAAUCCAUGAUGACGCCUGAGGCUGCUAUGCGUGCUUCUACUCUCGCUAAGGUCGAAAGCAAGCAGGAUGCUGCUCGUGCGGCCAUCAUCAAUGGAGGCGAGAAGUCUGAGAAGAAAAAGAAGAAGCGCUCCGCCGCGGAAUCUGCCUCACAAGCAUCCACCAUUACACGUGCAGCACCGCCGUCGUAUGCGCAAGCUGCUCAGACUAUUCCACAGUCAAGGUCACCCGCUCUGCCUGAGAUGCUUGCCUUGACCGCGUCGCCCGCUGCAGCGAUCGUUCCCCUUGUACCCGUCGCACCCGUUGAGCCAGAAGUAGCCAAGACUCCUGAGGUUGAAGCACCGGACUGGGCUAGGAAGCUAAUCAACAAGCAUCUCCAACAGACAGCCACAGCCACUUCCGCGCCUACUCCUGCCUCUACUACACCGGCUGCCGAGAUUGACGCCAAGCAGCUUGGAGGAAUCGUGGAGACCGAGAUCACAAAGGGCCUGUCCCGCGAACUGGACAUCAUGUACAAGCGGUUUGACGAAGACAAGCGCGUCAUGAAUGCGGCCAACGGUGCUAAGCAGGAGGCUAUCCUCCGCCUCGUCUCUAGCACCUUGACUGAGAACGUCGAGGGUGUCAUCAGGAAGAUGGUUGAUGAGAACAUUCGUAAUGUCUUGCUCCCAGAGGUCCUGGCAAAGACAUCUUCAACGCUCGAGCAGAGCAUCGCCAGCAACCUCAAGACUGCGCUGGGCCCUCAACUUUCGAAGGAAAUUCCGGAUGCCGUCUCACGAGCUCUGAAGAACCCUCAGCUGUUCCAGUCGUUGUCUGACCAAGUCGCGAAGAAGGUCACCGGAAACUUCGAGCCGAUCGUAGUUGCUGCUGUGGGAUCCGUCAUCACUCCCGCUCUGUCGAACUUGUCAAACGUCAUCGAGAGGCAGAUUGGUGAGCAGCUUCGCCACUCGCAAGCGCAGCGACGCGAGGAUGCUGUGAAGAUCACCCAACUCACCGAUACCGUGCACACUUGCCUCGAGACCAUCCAGUCCAUGGUUGCCACCCAGGCUGAGCUCCAAUUGCAAGUCUCGAAGCUUCAGCAAUCCCUUGUUCAGUCGCCAGCCCCUCCUUCGGCCCCCGCCUCGGUCCGCCCGUCUCCCCAAGCUACUCGCGCGCCAGUCAAGCAGAAGACCCCGGAGGAGUUGGAGACUGAAGCCAUCACUCGUCUUAUGACCGAGGGCAACUUUGAACAAGGUACUAUGCAGUGGCUGCAGUCCAACCGCACCAACGAGCUCUUCGACGCAAUCUUCGUUCGUUGCAACCCGGCCUACCUCAGCCAGGUCAGCCCGCUGCUCUCUCUCUCAACCGGUGCAGUCGUGUCCGAUUCUCUGGACCGCAACCUCCCAGAGAGGCUUGUCUGGCUCGAUGCCGUGCUCAAAAGCGUGAACCCCGCAGACGACGAGAUCCGAGACAUUGUCCCUAAGAUCAUGGACGUCGUGACUCAGCGCCUGACCACCGCCUACAUCAACCUCAACGAGAACACACCCGGCAACCCGCUUCUGCGCCGCAUCUCGGGCUUGGUCAAUCGCUGCAGCGAGAUGACCCGCGCCGCAGCCCAGCGCUAUUAA
Dothidotthia symphoricarpi CBS 119687 is the source of this 4452-nucleotide messenger RNA. RefSeq lists its product as uncharacterized. Gene Ontology annotation, biological process: deadenylation-independent decapping of nuclear-transcribed mRNA. Gene Ontology annotation, molecular function: protein binding. The transcript is spliced from 2 exons. NCBI's taxonomy places the organism in Eukaryota, Fungi, Ascomycota, Dothideomycetes, Pleosporales, Dothidotthiaceae. Gene Ontology annotation, cellular component: P-body. The record is from RefSeq and is a predicted model, not a curated record. The coding region runs from base 1 to 4452 and encodes 1483 amino acids.